AUCCUCUCCUCUUCCGUACUGUUACCUCUAGUUCUGGGUUUAGCGGCUACUGGUUCUUCUCUAGUUCAAACUCUCGCAGCUCCCACUCGACGAUUCAGCAGGCACUUCUCUCUCUCUCUCUCUCUCUCUCUCUCUCGCACAAACAUCAACGCCGACGUAGUGAAGCUUCUGGAUCAGAUGAGCACAGGAACGAGCACCUUCGUGAUCCGAUGGGUCAAUUUUCUCACAAUGAUAUUGGGAUUAGGAGUUAUUUGUUUUGGAAUAUGGAUGAGCACUCACCAUGAUCAGUGUCACAGAACAUUGACACUCCCUGUAAUUGGUCUUGGUGCUCUAAUACUCCUGAUAUCCUUGGUUGGAUUUCUUGGAGCUUUGAAGAAUAUUACUCUUUUGCUGUGGGUGUACUUGGCAAUUAUAUUCUUGAUUUUGGUGGCAAUUUUGGUUUUCACCGUGCUGGCGUUUAUCAUAACAAACAGUGGAUCUGGGCAUGCUGUGUCUGGAAUAAAGUUCAAAGAGUAUCAUCUUCAAGAUUACAGCGCUUGGUUCUUAAAGCAGCUCAACAAUACCAAAAAUUGGGACCGCUUGAAGAGCUGCCUUGUGAAAUCUGAUGACUGUAAUAACUUGCCUAACAAGUACAAGACCCUUAAGGCAUACAAGUCAGCAGAGCUGUCCCCGGUUGAGGCAGGUUGUUGUCGCCCACCCUCAGAGUGUGGGUACCCUGCAAUAAAUGCUUCAUACUAUGAUUUGAGCUAUCAUCCCACAAGCACCAGCAAAGAUUGCAAGCUUUACAGGAAUGCUCGUAAUGUGAAGUGCUAUGAUUGUGAUUCUUGCAAGGCUGGUGUUGCGCAGCGCAUGAAAACAGAAUGGAGAGUGGUUGCAAUCUUCAAUGUGAUUUUGUUUGUCAUUUUGUCGGCCGUGUACUUAGUAGCUUGCUGUGCGAGGAGAAAUGCUGCCAGUAGUAAUUCUUUAAAAGAAGGAAGAAGAUGAAUCCCAGAGGAGGAACUUGCAGAAUGCCUGUUCUUAAUGAAGUUUUUGAACUUGAAAAGAAAGGUCAGGUGGAUAUAUAAAAUAUGUAUCAUUGAUCCUUUUCAAUGGGCUGCCUAUGAUUUCUGUGGCUGUUUGAGAGCUUUGUUUUUUAAGGUAGCAGCUCACAUUGCUCCCAAGAAUUUUUUAUGUAAACCAUAUUGCUACUAAUAGCUGUUAGUUUAGAUGAAUUAAGAGGUAUUUCAGGAAGAAAGAUUUUUUUUAUGA
Dendrobium catenatum is the source of this 1248-nucleotide messenger RNA. RefSeq names its product tetraspanin-10. Gene Ontology annotation, cellular component: plasma membrane; plasmodesma. The transcript is spliced from 11 exons. NCBI's taxonomy places the organism in Eukaryota, Viridiplantae, Streptophyta, Magnoliopsida, Asparagales, Orchidaceae. The coding region runs from base 178 to 984 and encodes 268 amino acids. Gene Ontology annotation, biological process: auxin-activated signaling pathway. The record is from RefSeq and is a predicted model, not a curated record.